Molecule: messenger RNA, 473 nt
Organism: Drosophila persimilis
Lineage: Eukaryota; Metazoa; Arthropoda; Insecta; Diptera; Drosophilidae
Gene: Cpr49Aa
Product: endocuticle structural glycoprotein ABD-4
Exons: 3
Coding region: 1-429 (142 amino acids)
Cellular component (GO): chitin-based extracellular matrix
Molecular function (GO): structural constituent of chitin-based larval cuticle
Source: RefSeq, a predicted model, not a curated record
AUGCAAUACAGACUACUCAUCGUCGUAGCCUUGCUGAUGAGCUUGGCCCAGGCAAGACCACAAGGACAAUCCGGAGAACCUAUUCCCAUUCUCAGGCAGGAGCAGGAGGUGAACUUCGAUGGGUCCUACAAGUACUCCUAUGAGACGGGCAACGGCAUCAAUGUCGAGGAGGAGGGCUACCUCAAGAACGCUGGCACCGACGAUGCUGGACAGGUCGCGCAGGGCUUCUUCUCCUACACCUCCCCGGAGGGCAUACCCAUUCGGAUCACCUAUCUGGCUGAUGAGAAUGGCUUCCAGCCGCAAGGCGAUCAUCUGCCCACGCCCCCACCAAUCCCUCCGGCGAUCCAGAAGGCACUAGCCUACCUGGCCACGGCGCCGCCGCCGCCUCAAGAGCAACCGUCUGGUGGGUUCAACAACCGACGGGGCUAGACAAUGUGGAUCACCUACAUAUGUAUUCCCCUGUGUGAGCAAUA